Messenger RNA from Magnolia sinica, 486 nucleotides. Its product is annotated as serine/arginine-rich SC35-like splicing factor SCL30. Gene Ontology annotation, cellular component: cytosol. The coding region runs from base 1 to 486 and encodes 161 amino acids. NCBI's taxonomy places the organism in Eukaryota, Viridiplantae, Streptophyta, Magnoliopsida, Magnoliales, Magnoliaceae. Gene Ontology annotation, molecular function: mRNA binding. The record is from RefSeq and is a predicted model, not a curated record. The transcript has a single exon.
AUGGGGGCUAUCAGCGAACGAUUCCGGCGUGACCUACGCAAAGAAGCCUACGAUGAGACGCACAACACGGGAUCACUCGAAUCUAACAUACACAUCACGAAAAAGGAAAAUGAGACCCAAAAGGGGAAGUCGAUCGACGACUGGACCCAGGUGAGGAGAAAAACACGGGGCUAUUGGAAGGGGAGUAACAAAUAUGAUUCCCUCCCGACUCUGUUUGUGAGGGGAUUCCCUUCAGGUUGGUUCCCUCUCAACCUUGAAAGGGUUUUCGGGAGAGCAGGGGCAGUGAUGGAUGUCAUAAUGCCUAGAGAUAAAGGGAAUGGCCAGUAUAGGGGCUUUGCUCUCAUCAAAAUGAGCAUGGAGGAAGAGCUCUCGCGAGCUGUAUCGAUGCUUCACAGCCAGAGUUUUGGGGGGGAGAAACUUCUUGUGCAACGUGCACAAUUUGGGCCAGAGAUAUCAAAUGAAGGGGAAAAAUACAGCAAAAAAUGA